Messenger RNA from Pimephales promelas (fathead minnow), 3472 nucleotides. It is a transcript of the gene cdip1, whose product is annotated as cell death inducing p53 target 1. Gene Ontology annotation, molecular function: zinc ion binding. The record is from RefSeq and is a predicted model, not a curated record. Gene Ontology annotation, biological process: intrinsic apoptotic signaling pathway in response to DNA damage by p53 class mediator. Gene Ontology annotation, cellular component: cytoplasmic side of late endosome membrane; nucleus; cytoplasmic side of lysosomal membrane. Lineage: Eukaryota; Metazoa; Chordata; Actinopteri; Cypriniformes; Leuciscidae.
UCCCAUGUUUACGUCAAAUCCUUCCCAGCAGCGGAUGUUAUUGGAAAACUGGAGCCACAAAGCAUAAAGGUUUAAGCUAGAAAUCCGAAAGUUCCCAAAGCUGAUAUUUUGAUUGACGCCGUGGAUACAGAAGAAGCUCCCUUAUCUGGCCUCCUUCCAGGGAACCAACAUGUCCAGUGACCCCCCUCCUCCUUACCCAGGCGGCCCCAAUGCCCCACUUCUUGAGGAAAAAAAUGGACAACCUCCAGUUUCUGCAGCCUCUGCUCCAGUAAUGACAGGACCUCCACAAGGACAGCCGCUGCCCCCAGAAUACGGGCCUCCACCUUAUGAAGCCACACCUGGCUUUGUUCCUCCACACGUCCCAGGCGAAGGUCCCAAGCCUAUGGCUAUGCCUAUGCAUAUGCACAUGCCUAUGCCUCAUCCUCACGGUGGUUACUACGCUCCCCCUGGACACUUUCCUCAUCCAAUAGCGGAGCACUAUGGUCCGGGGCCCAGUCACUUUGGUCCAGGUCACACAGCCACAGUUCUCUCCCCUCCUGGUGCCACCACCACCGUGACUGUUCUACAGGGGGAGAUGUUUCAGUCGACUCCAGUGCAGACGGUUUGUCCACACUGCCAACAACCCAUCACCACCCGCAUCAGCCACGACAUCGGCCUCAUGAAUACUCUAAUCUGCAUGUUCUGCUUCUUUGUCGGUUGUGAUCUAGGUUGCUGCUUGAUCCCCUGUAUGAUUGACGACCUCAAGGAUGUGACACACACGUGCCCCAACUGCAAGGGCUAUAUUUACACAUACAAGCGCAUAUGCUAACAGUCUAUCCCAUUAACGAUCGUGCUGUGACCUCAUUCUGGUGGGUGUUGACGACUCACUCUCAUUUCCUUCUGCUCUCUGAUCGCCUCAGCUGACGGCUCGUAUUUCUAGCCAUUUCUCGCUUUAUGUAACUAUAGAUUCUCACAUUUAAUUUCCAGGUACUUGAUGUUGUUACUGACACCUCUAAAAUGAAGCAGAGGGCACGUUUUAAUAUGCACAAUGGUCAUUGUUUCAUCAAAACACUGUUUCAAUUUUUUAUUUUAUUUUUUAGCAGUAAAACAAAGUGUAAGCAUCUAGAAAAUAUGUGAAAAGGGUAACCUUAAGCUCAUUUGUGAAUAUUACUGAGUAGCGAAAACAACUGAAUUUCACUACAGGGUCAGUAUUGUUGGAAUGUAGGAUUAUUAUUUUAUGCAUUAUUGUUUUAUUUUAACAUAUUGAAAUGAAAGUCUUUAAUAGCUGGGUCUGGGACUGUUUAACAUUGUCCUGGAGUAACAUUGUUGCUUUUACAUGUGAAAAUUGCGUCUAUAUUUGGCAUUUUAUGCAAAUGUUAUGGGGGAAAAUUUUUUUUCACUUUUGUCAUGUUUUCAGUUUCUCAUGUUUGUCGACGAGACUCAUUUGAUUUGAUAUGCUUAUGAAACGUGCGUGUCAUUUUAUUUGACAGGUUUUUAUUGAGAAGGAAUAUGUAUGUCCAUUUAAAUCUCCUUUUAGUAAUUUAGGGAUACUCGAUAGCUUUUUAAUAUGCCGUGCUGUUCACGUUAGGGUCAUAUUUGUGGAAUUCAACCAAUAUACAUUUAAUAUGUUUUUGAACUGUGAAUCUGAACUAUAGCCAUGGUGCUUUUCUAACCACUACACUAGCUGUUCUGUGUUGUCGUCAAUAAGCUGUUUGAGCCUUCUCUAAACUAUCAUCGGUUAUCCAGGUCCGUUUACCGGUCAUUACUAAACUAGGUCUGUUUGCUGAUAUUAAGAUCAGUGUAGAAACAUCUCUAAUCACAUAUUUAUUUUAACAUUUAUUCUGGCCAGAACUGCUGAACAACAUGUUUAGAAGUGGCAGUUGCGUUAUUUUUUUUUUAGAUUUCUACUUAACAUGGUGAAGUUGUUGUCGUCGUCUUCUUCAAAAAGGGAAGAAAUCUCUUGUAAAGGCUGUUCAAAGCUGCUUUGCUGUUGGAGUUCACCAGCAUGAUGAAAUGCGCUGCAUGGCAUCACUGUAAUCUUGCAUAUAGCGCUCUAUUGGGCCAUAUGUCCCCUCAGUGUGUCAAGCUGGGCUUGUUGCUGCACUGGGCUUCAUAACUCAAAGCAGAUUAACCGUUCACUUAUUAAUACUGUGUGUAACAGGUCACAAGGACUUAAAUGAUUAUUGUCCUGAUUUUUCCUUUUUUUGUGGUCAGAUUGUGAUUUCUGUGGAAUCAUCCAAAGAGAUUUGUUUCUGUUAUUUGGUCAUUUCGGAAUAGAUGUUUGUUCUGGUUGUGAAAUUGUAAACUUUCAAAAACCAUUUUGCUCUGUCCGACAAUGUGAAUUAUUGCUGAAAUGGUACAGAAAAUGGUACAAAAGCUACAACAUCCACAGUGCUCAGACACUAUAUAUAUAUAUAUAUAUAUAUAUAUAUAUAUAUAUAUAUAUAUAUAUAGCACUGUAUUAUUAAUUAUCAUUAAGGUCGAUUGUCCUUUUUUUUUUUCCUUUUUAUGUGGUCAGACUUGUUAUUUCUCAGGAUUGUUUCCUUUAUUUGAUAAUUUCUGAAUAACUUGUAUGAAAUUCAAACACUACAACAUCAGCAGUGAUUAGACUAUCGCUCGGUUUCACAGACAAGACUUAAGCCUAGUCCCAGACUAAAAUGCAUGUUUGAGCUGUCUAACCAAAAGCAAAGUGCACUGACAUUUCUUAAAAUAUGUCAGCAACAUUUUUUUGUCUCAUUGUUUGUCUUUUUUUAUAAGGCAUGUUUAUAAAAGACACUUAAAUGUCCUAAGUGAACUAACGCCCUAACGCCUAAUCCUGGUUUAAUCGAGCCUUGUCUGUGAAACCAGGCCUAUGUAUCUCAAUUUGAGGUAGCUAAAGCCUAAAACUACACCAUGUAACUCUUGUCCCUGAAGGGUAAAACAAAAUGUGUUUUGGUCGUGCUACGGCUCUAGCAUCAGUUUACCAGUGUUCAGGGGUUUAUUUGGAGGUUUGCCGUUUUGAAUGAUUUACGGUGAAUUUUUUUCGUUUAUUGUGACGCAAACUUUAGUCUUCAUGCUAAUGCAAACACAUGAACGCGGAGCUACUUUUCUCUGUGUACGGAUACGGAUAGAUCCUGACACGCACGGGCGAAUGUAUAUAUUUUUAUCCACAAAAUCCGUCCUGAAAGCUCAAAAAUAUGAAUCGUAACUAUAGAUUCAUCAAAGUGUAUUGGGCAAAAGUAAAGACAUUUGGACAACAUUUUCUAAUUAAUAACAAGUUCAGAUAUUAAUCAUCUUUUUCCUGUAGACAAUCUGCCAAUAUUAUAGCCGUUUAAAAAUCGGAAUAUCCGUCUUUUGUUGUAUUUAACAUGAAGGAAAAAAAAUAGCAAUUGCUAGUGUGUGUAUAUGUAUUUAAACUUGCUAUUUCAUUGUAAAUGAUUCUUUUUAAUCAGAUCUGUCAAAUGAACGCUGGAUUUUUCAUAGUAUUUGCACAUUUGCCUCAUACGACGUGUAU